Ochlerotatus camptorhynchus is the source of this 4463-nucleotide messenger RNA. RefSeq names its product gamma-aminobutyric acid type B receptor subunit 1 (gene GABA-B-R1). Gene Ontology annotation, cellular component: membrane; G protein-coupled receptor heterodimeric complex. Gene Ontology annotation, biological process: gamma-aminobutyric acid signaling pathway; G protein-coupled receptor signaling pathway. NCBI's taxonomy places the organism in Eukaryota, Metazoa, Arthropoda, Insecta, Diptera, Culicidae. The transcript has 13 exons. The record is from RefSeq and is a predicted model, not a curated record. Gene Ontology annotation, molecular function: G protein-coupled GABA receptor activity. The coding region runs from base 102 to 2102 and encodes 666 amino acids.
ACGGCGCAUCUAGUCCUGCCUUAUCAGAUAGAAGUAGAUUUCCUACGUUAUUUAGAACGCAUCCAUCUGCCACUGUACAUAAUCCAACUAGGAUUAAAUUAAUGCAGAAAUUUGGAUGGUCGCGAGUUGCGAUUCUCCAACAAGCCGAAGAAGUGUUCAUAUCGACCGUCGAGGAUUUAGAAACUCGAUGUAAGGAUGCUGGUAUCGAGAUAGUGACGAGACAAUCAUUCCUUUCCGAUCCAACCGAUGCGGUACGAAAUCUGCGAAGACAAGAUGCUCGUAUCAUCGUCGGACUAUUCUACGUAGUCGCAGCCAGGCGAGUACUUUGCGAAAUGUACAAACAGCAGCUUUACGGCAGGGCGUACGUGUGGUUUUUUAUUGGAUGGUACGAAGAUAACUGGUACGAAGUAAAUCUCAGGAACGAAAACAUCUCUUGUACCAAAGAACAGAUGAGGAUGGCAGCCCAGGGUCAUCUGACAACAGAGGCACUCAUGUGGAAUCAAAACAAUCAGAAAACCAUCUCAGGAAUGUCAUCCGAAGACUUUCGAAAACGCUUGAACGAUGCGCUAAUUGAAGAAGGUUAUGAUAUCAAUCAUAAUCGCUACCCCGAAGGAUACCAAGAAGCACCACUGGCGUACGAUGCUGUGUGGAGUGUGGCCUUAGCAUUCAACAAGACAAUGCGUAAACUCAAGGGAAAGAACUUAAAAGAUUUUACCUACACUGAUAAAGAAAUUGCAAACACUAUAUAUGCUGCUAUGAACUCGACGCAAUUUCUUGGCGUAUCGGGAUGGGUGGCAUUCAGCUCUCAAGGUGAUCGUAUAGCUUUAACACAAAUUGAACAGAUGAUUGACGGGAAGUACUUCAAAUUAGGAUAUUAUGACACACAAGCCGACAAUCUCACAUGGUUCAUCACGGAAAAGUGGGACGGUGGAAAGGUGAGUAUCGUACCUCAAGACAGGACAAUCGUGCGCAGGGUAUUGAGGACUGUUUCGUUACCUCUAUUUAUCUGUAUGAGCACCGUCUCAAGCUGUGGCAUUCUAGUGGCGUUAGCACUCAUCAUGUUCAACAUAUGGCACCGGCACCGGAGAGUCAUCCAGACGUCACACCCCGUAUGCAACACGAUAAUGCUGUGUGGGGUCAUCAUCUGUCUAGUCUCGGUGAUACUACUCGGAAUUGAUGGACAGUUUAUUACUGCGGAAAAUUACCCCAAGAUUUGUCAGGCGAGAACCUGGAUUCUGUCACUGGGCUUCACGUUGGCUUACGGAGCAAUGUUCAGCAAAGUGUGGCGUGUCCACAGAUUUACAACGAAAACAAAAACCGAUCCAAAAAAAAAAGUGGAACCGUGGAAACUCUACACCAUGGUUACGGGCUUACUGACAGUGGACCUGGUAAUACUGCUUACGUGGCAAAUUCAGGACCCUCUGCAGCGGCGCUUGGAAACAUUUCCCCUGGAGGAUCCCAUCUCUAGCAAUGAUGACGUGAAAAUACGGCCGGAGCUCGAACAUUGCGAAAGUCAUAACAACUCGGUGUGGCUAGGUGUAAUUUACGGCUUCAAAGGAUUGAUACUUGUGUUUGGUCUGUUUCUUGCCUAUGAAACGCGAUCACUCAAAGUGAAACAGAUCAACGAUUCACGAUACGUCGGAAUGAGCAUCUACAAUGUUGUUGUUCUAUGUUUAAUAACAGCCCCAGUAGCGAUGGUGAUCGCAUCUCAACAGGAUGCUUCCUUUGCAUUUGUUGCACUGGCAGUAAUCUUCUGCUGUUUUCUCAGCAUGUUACUUAUAUUUGUACCAAAGGUAAUAGAAGUGUUAAGGCACCCGACAGAUAAGGUAGAAUCGAAAUUCAGCAACGAAACUGGUAUUUCUAAAGAAGAAGAAGAACGAUACCAGACACUUGUUACGGAGAAUGAUGAUCUCCAAAAAUUAAUUGCUCAAAAAGAAGAAAAAAUUCGAAUACUGAAACAACGACUAACUGAGAAAGAAUCGGUAGUGAAAAGUGGCCAUAUACAGAUAAGUGAAGCGCGCACCGGAAAUACUCAACUCGUAAAAAAUCAACUGACUGUGGCGACUGGAGUAACGCAAGAUCUCCGCGAUGAACGGAUAUGAAAAUUAAGUCAAUUCUCAGCCACGUGAUAGUUACUAGUAAGACUAAAGCACUUUUUAAGAACAAAUUCAUCGAACGAUCACAGUGGAUGCCAACUAACGGAUUCUAAUAAUUCAAAUGUUUGACAUACCGUAUGCUAGAGUAGAAAAUAGCUUUUAAGGUAUCAUUCAUCGGAUUGUUGUACAUCUUUUUCGUCCUGUUUUUUCUACGAAAUGUUGAAGUUUUGUACAAUCGUAUUACAGCGUAUUUGAAAAUGGUCUGAAAAUGGUCUGAAAAAUGUUAGUAAAAUAAACAAACCACAUUGACAGAAAAUAAAUGAUGUUUGUUUCUGGAGACAUUUAGAUGAUCUUUUGUAAAUAGAAAUUUUAAAAACAAUGUUUGACAAAUUGCAAAUGAAAUGGAAUCGUUUCAUAAAAUUUCUUCCAAAAAUGGAAGAACAAAUUUGUAUAGAAGUUAUUAAAAUUGUUUUAUACUUGUAAGCAGAAUCGGCAGUACCACAAUGAAUUAAUUCAGGCUUGUGAGAGUUUAUAGGACAAAUUUAAGAAUAGUAGGUAACAAUAUAGAUAGAAGGAAAUUUAGAAACAAAAAGUAUCAGAGAAAGUUGCGUAGAAUUAUGACAAGGAAUUUAUUAAAUAAGUGGCACUAACCGGCAAGUCAGUGUAAAUAAAUUAAGCAGAACAAAUGAAAAAAGUGGCAAACGAAAACAAUCAAUAUGUUUGAACGUGAAAUAGUCCAACGAACUUUAACUAUAACCAUCACUCGGGAGUUUUUUAAUGACCCAGAUGAUAACGAUGUGGUGGCGCCAUGUCAUAUUUUGCUCCCAAUAAAUUUUCAACGAAAAGGUCAAUUUGAAACACUGGCACCCACCAUCCCCCAUGCACGGCUGACAUGUACACACACACACCCACACACACAACCUGAUUGUAUGUUGGUAGCGUUUUCAACUACAAUGGACCGGAAAAGUUUGUAGGGUGCGGAAAUUUAUCAUUACACAAAGUAUCAUCUGAUAAAAAAAAAACGCUAUUCGCAAAACAGUCCCAUGUAAAUAGGAAUUCCAUAGGGACUGCUAUGUGGACCGUGGUAAAGCAGGGUUAAAGAAAAUUAGAGGAAAUAGGCCAGUAAAAUGUUUUCAAUGAACCGUUUUACCCAUCAUCGGCCCUGCAAUUAUUCACUACCGGACAUAACAUCUCGAUUUGUAUAUCUCUACAAAAAAUGUUCAAAGAGCUGUAACUUUUUAGAAUUUUCAUUUAAUUUUCAGAAAUUUUACAAGCGUCACUAGUUACAGGUAGUGAAAAAAUUCUGCGCUAAUCUUGACCCAGCUGCAAUUCCUGUUCAGUUUAUAAAAUGGACACCAAAUAUAAUCUAAAAUGUUUGCAGCUUUUUAAGUUAUAUCGAUAUUGUUUAUUCGGGAUAUGUAUAUAUUGUGGACCAAACAAAAUUAUGCAUUGCUUAAUCUAAUGAUAGUCAAACUCAGGGUUGACAUGCUAAUUUGUUUACACAAAUUUCACUUUUCCUAAUAACUUUUCACUCAGUUGAUGAAACUUGCUUAAGGCAAAAAUCAUAUAGUGGGAUAAGAGAUCACUUUAGACACGAAUAGAGUAGUUGAAUCACAACAUUUGUAUUAACAUCAAUGUGUUUAUUCAUUAAAAGUUGAAAUGAGCAGCGUUUACGACGCACAAAUGCGUAAAUCUUUUCGCCUAAAUACAAAUCAACCGUGUGUUAAGUACCUAUAGGAAACUCGAACGCUUUUCUAUCAGUUGCUCCAAGAAAAACCAUGUUUCGUCAAGUGAAUGUAGAGCUAUUAACAAAUGAGAAGUUUUUGCAAAAAACCAACCCUCUCAUACGGAUCCAUAAUCCGGAAUAUCCGGAAUUGAUUCUGCGAUGGGCAUUUGGCUCUGUGUUUGUCGUUUUGCAUGCCAUUUAUCAUAUUUCUUCGAGUAGAUGUGAUUUGAUAUGUCGCUUGAUAUGGUUAUGAUAUAUAAUAAUGUUGACCAUAUGGAUAGGGUUACCAUAUGGUAUCCUCCUUUUUCAAUAAUGUUUCUAUAUCCUCCCUUUGCCCGAAAAUGGCCUCCUUUUUAAUCCUUGCAUUUUUUCCAGUAACAUAUUCAUAAAAAUGUUUUCAAAGAGCGUUGUUUGCAGAGCUUAUUUGUUUAAUUAUGUCUCAAUCCCAUCUUAUCUAGCAAAUGCCAUUCGAUGGUGGGACUACUAGUUUACUGCAGAUGUCAACCUCCCUACAUUUAGGCUGCGAUCCAUUUGGGGAACUUUAACUUAUAUUUAACAGAUGGAACAUUUUCAAAUAAACCUGCUAUUCUACCAGACUUAUUGCAGGCAAACCAGGAAUCAAUUUUGACAAACACCUCGAA